Molecule: messenger RNA, 2608 nt
Organism: Lytechinus variegatus (green sea urchin)
Lineage: Eukaryota; Metazoa; Echinodermata; Echinoidea; Temnopleuroida; Toxopneustidae
Product: folylpolyglutamate synthase, mitochondrial-like
Exons: 13
Coding region: 350-2563 (737 amino acids)
Biological process (GO): tetrahydrofolylpolyglutamate biosynthetic process
Cellular component (GO): cytoplasm; mitochondrion; cytosol
Molecular function (GO): tetrahydrofolylpolyglutamate synthase activity; ATP binding
Source: RefSeq, a predicted model, not a curated record
UUGGGGGCCACCCAUUGAACUUACCGUAGGCCUACGCAGUAGUACCGGGCGUAUACCGUACCAUUGAAAUCUACACGUGAACCAUUUCAAAACACACAUUUGAGGUCUUUUUUGUCCAGCCCGCCGGCCGUGCCGAUAUAUGUGAUGAUCGAUGUUCGUGAUCCAGGUUCCUGUCCAUUGCUGAAGAUGAUUGACCUGUUCAUUCCGAAACAAAUACAUGUAUUAAACAAACUGUAAUAAUUACAUGUACUUUUUGCAUGUGUAUAUUUUAAAAUCAGUUUUCCUGGAUUAUUGAUUUAAAACACGAUAGUGAAAUCUGCUAAGAAGGGGCUUUUUUGCCCAGCCAGCCAUGCAACGACUGAGCUCUUUCUUCCGACAACUUCAUCAUCCAUUCCAUUUCACCCAUUCAUCAAUAGCGCCACCUGGCUGCCAAUAUCAGCCAGUCACAAGUACCCUUGCAAGCAUACAUGUACGGCAAACCCAAGCUCUGAUCACUUGCAAGUCGAGUUCCAAAGUACAAAGAAGUAAUCGUCUGCUAACUCAAAGGUCAACCCCCCUGUUUGCUCAUUUACUGCCAAGCAAGUACUCCAGACAAGACAGAAAAAUGAGAGAUCUUGUGAACAUCGCCUCUUUGGGGACCAGCUCGGCCCUUGCAGCCAAUGCUUCUCCUAAGAAACCCCAGAAAGCUGCAAAACUUGAUGAUUUGGCGGCUGAGCAACCUGUUGUAGGCUCCACAGAUGAAGUGUAUCAGGAGGCCGUUCGGAAGCUGAACACGCUGCAGUCCAACGCCAAGACCCUGGAUGCGAUACGCAAGAAUCGUGACAUGGGUGCAUACAAGAACAUCCCGGACGUCAUCGACUUUGCAGCGAGGGUCGGCAUUUCGGUGAGCUCAAACAUUUUGGAGAGACUUGAUGAGCUUUCAUGUAUCCAUGUUGCUGGGACUAAGGGAAAGGGCUCGGUCUGUGCCUUCACUGAAAGCAUAUUACGUGCAAGCGGUUUCAAGACAGGAUUCUACAGUUCUCCGCACUUGGUUGAAGUAAGGGAACGAAUCAGGAUAAAUGGUCAGCCCCUUCCUAAAGAAGACUUUGCCAAGCAUUUCUUCACAGUUUACAGUCGACUAGAGGCAUCCAAGGAUGAUUAUAAUGGCAAAAUGCCUCCUUAUUUCAGGUUUCUGACACUGAUGGCAUUCCAUACUUUUCUCGAGGAGAAGGUUGAUGUUGCUAUCAUGGAAGUAGGCAUUGGUGGGGAGUAUGACUGCACUAAUAUCAUCAGGAAACCUGUCGUAGUUGGGAUCACCUCGCUUGGUAUGGAUCACAUUGGAGUCCUUGGCAAUACCAUAGACAAGAUUGCAUGGCACAAAGCUGGUAUUAUCAAGUCCGGCCGACCUGCGUUCACUGUUCCACAACCUGAGAACUCUAUCCAAGUCAUCAAAGAUCGGGCGAGGGAAAAACAGGCAUCCAUUCACGUCGUCCCGAGCCUGAUGUCCUAUGGUUUCUAUGGUGAUGACAUCAACCUGGGACUUGCUGGGACCCACCAGCACUUGAAUGCAACCCUGGCCUUACAGCUGGCUAAAACAUGGGUGACAAAGGAACGACCAGGGGAGAUAGAUUUUGAUGAUGAUGACGGUGAACUGUCUUGUAAGUACCCUAGGAUCGCAGACACGUCACCUGUCACGGACGAAGUACUGAAUGGAGGAGACGUACCACAGGCCGAGCCGUUCACUUUACCCGAACAGUUCAUAAGAGGCCUGACAUCAUGCUACUGGCCCGGUCGUAACCAGAUAAUCCGGCGCGGGAAGGUCACCUACUACCUGGACGGCGCUCACACGCCUCGUAGCAUCAAGGCAUGCUGUAAGUGGUUCAACAGGAGGGCUGAAGCGGAAGCAAGAGAGCUGGAAGGGCCUGUUGCCAAGGUUCUCAUCUUCAAUACCACAGGGGACAGGGACGAGUACAGUCUGCUGCCAAAACUAGUGGAGUCUGGAUUCCAUGGUACUGUCUUCUGCCCAAACAUCAUUAGUCUUUACAGUCACGAGACAUCAGCAGACACGACCAAUCAUACUACAACCACGGAGAGACAGAUGAAUAGGUGCGAAAAGAACUACAUAGCUUACCAGAACCUUCUAAAACAACUUCAGACAGAUGCUGCUUCCUCUGAAACUCCAACUGCUGCUCACGGAGAGCCAAGUCACAUUGAACACAUGCAAGCCUCAGGGUCCCUCAAUCAAGUGGUACAACACUCCCCUGUUGAUCCAGUGGAUCAGCCCUCGAGCACUUGUGACCAAUCAGGUGAUAGAACACUGACUAGCAAUCUGGAUAGACCUGGCUCAGAGCAGUACGUGAAUACCAAGAUAGUGAAAUUACCAUCCAUGACCGAUGCUCUACAGUGGGCCGCAUGUUGUAAAGACUCCCAUCUGAGCUCCCCAAGUAUACACGACCCCACCCCAUCAAACCAUGCAAUAUCGGCCAAUCACAUUCAAGUAUUGAUAACAGGAAGCCUCCAUUUGGUUGGAGGGGUGAUCAGUAUACUAGAUCCCAAACUAGCAUGCAUGCCGAACCCUGAAUAAUCAUCACUACUUUAGACAAUCAUCAUUUACAUACUUCAUGAACAU